AAUUGAUAAGCGCUCUUUACUAACUUAGCCAUUGUACUAUAAAUACAGAGGACUUGUACACAAUUUUGACUCAUAUUUGAAAAAAAAUGAUUUUGGCAAUUCUAUUAUUGGUUGUUCCUUUGCUGGAAGUUGCUGCUGGAUCUUCAAAGUUUAAAACUUUCAAAAUUCGAGGAAUGUUAACGUGCCGUGGGGAUCCAAUAAAAGGGAAUAUUAUAAUGGUUGAUGAUAAUUGGUCCUUCACGGAUCAUCUUCUCAGUGAACGAAAAGUCACUGAAGACGGUAAAUUCAGUUUGGCGGGGGAGCCGGACGAUGAUUGUCUCAACGUGAAGCUCAUUGUUCAGCACAGAUGCCAUGAUAUGAAAACUGGAAGAAGUGAUUCAAGAAUUAAAGGAUUUUCUGAAUUUUCAAUUCAUUUGGAGGAUCUUAUCAGAAGCAAUUAUGAUCUAGAAAUGAAUAUUGAGUUGGUGGGAAACAGUGUUCGUAUGUCAUCUCCUGUUAUUCCGGCUUAUAAGGCUUGGCUUUAUGGAAAACGAAUGUUCCUGGACACGAUCGAACGCUUCCGGAAUCUUAAAAUAUGGAGCAAUGUAUAAUUUUUUGUUUUCUUGUUCACAUACACAUAUUCUUGUUCUUACGGGUGUUUCUAUUGAGAAUGUAUAAAUAAAAUGUAGAUUUUUUAUAAAAAAUUUGUAUUUAUUUAGUUGAUUCUGAAAAUAAAAACUCAACGACAAAU
This is a messenger RNA of Caenorhabditis elegans, 730 nucleotides long. It is a transcript of the gene C27D9.2, whose product is annotated as TransThyretin-Related family domain. Bases 87 to 590 code for a protein of 167 amino acids. The transcript is spliced from 3 exons. Gene Ontology annotation, cellular component: extracellular region; cell surface. The record is from RefSeq and is marked reviewed. Lineage: Eukaryota; Metazoa; Nematoda; Chromadorea; Rhabditida; Rhabditidae.